GUAAAAUAAAUAAACAAACAGGUUCAUUAGUUAUGCCUUGCUAACGACCACCGGAGCAGAGGGGGGUUCCCCCUGCCACAGAUCAAGUCACCGGGCCUUGAACCUGACCCCUUCGGCUCAUCUAGGGCGAGCUUGUCACAUUGCAUUCCCGCUGGUGCAUUGUUGCCGCAGGAGCUCCUCAAUGGUUUUGAGGGAGAUAGAUAGUGUGGCCGUCCAUCUAACAAACCUCCUCUCUCCCCUCCCCGAUCUCUGCGUGCUCCCGGUUUUGACACAGGAGACAAAACCCGCGGAGAGGACUAUGAAUGGUAAAGCACCGAGGAGGCCGAGGGAGAGCAAAAGGAGGCGGUGUGCCUUUGUAGUCGGGGAGGAAUGCGGAAAUGUCCCCGCUCCGUGUCAAACCUCUCUGAAGGGGGUCAGGCCACAUUCAGCCGGCGUGGGAAAGCCAGGCAGAGACGGAGCUCACACAAGGCGAGCGAGGCUGCAGUUGCAUAGGCCUAUCCGCGGAUAUAUGGAAGAAAAAAAAAAACAGAAGAAAGAAAGAAAGAAAGGAGAAAAUCCAAAGAAGAGCGUGGUUCUGGAGGGCUAUAUCACGCGUUUGCCUUUGUCCUAUGACCCCCCUCCCCAAUCAUACACCCCCUCCCCUCCACACACAAACUUGAAGUGAGAGUGUGUGUGCGCGCAAGUUUGCGUACGGCCCACCACCGCCGCCACCUCCUCCUCCUCUGCUCGUUUUUAGUGUCUGCCUGGGCUGGUGUAGUCUGAGGGGAUGGGGGGUUAGAGCCUGCACCGUCAACUACCUGUGUGGCCCCGGCAUGGAGGAAAGUGGACAGGGAUGCAUUUGACGGAGCAGUUUUUAUCCGACACACGAAAGCGUCCUCAGCGUUAUACCGGGCAUGCCGACGUUGCGACGUUGUAUUGACAACAUAAAACAAGGCAUUGCAUGUGCCAACUUUUUUCUCUGAAAAUGCCUUUGUAAGAGAGUCUGGCUCGUCAUCCUCGCCCGGGAUUCCCCGCAAUAUUUUCAACAAGAGAAGAAGAAGAAGGGGGGGAAAAAGUUCUGCAAAAAUGGACAAAGAAAGUAUUGGUACUCAGUAUGAGCCUGUGGCCGAGAUUGGAGAAGGCGCCUACGGGAAAGUGUACAAGGCGAGAGAUUUGAAGAACGGGGGACGCUUUGUAGCCCUAAAAAGAGUUCGUGUCCAGACGGAGGAAGAAGGCAUGCCGCUGUCCACCAUCCGCGAGGUGGCGGUGCUGAGGCAGCUUGAAGCCUUUGAGCACCCCAAUGUUGUCAGGUUGUUUGAUGUGUGCACAGUCUCUCGGACUGACCGAGAAACCAAACUCACUCUGGUCUUUGAGCAUGUAGAUCAGGACCUGACCACCUACCUGGAAAAGGCUCCUGACCCUGGAGUACCGCCUGAGACCAUCAAGGAUAUGAUGUACCAGCUGCUCCAGGGGUUAGACUUCCUGCACUCGCACCGCGUGGUUCACCGUGACCUAAAACCCCAAAACAUCCUGGUCACCAGCGGAGGACAGAUCAAACUGGCCGACUUUGGUCUAGCUCGCAUCUACAGCUUCCAGAUGGCGCUCACGUCAGUGGUGGUAACACUGUGGUACAGAGCCCCAGAAGUGCUGCUCCAGUCAAGUUACGCUACACCGGUGGACCUGUGGAGUGUCGGCUGCAUCUUCGCUGAGAUGUUCAGGAGAAGGCCGCUGUUUAGAGGAAACUCGGAUGUUGAUCAGCUAGGAAAGAUUUUUGAUGUUGUCGGGGUACCCUCGGCAGAAGACUGGCCCCAGGAAGUAGCCCUGCCACAGAGUGCCUUCACACCCCGGCCCCCGAAACCAAUAGAAGACCUAGUUCCAGACAUGGACGAGCAGGGACGGGCCUUGUUAAUGCAAUUCCUCACCUUCAACCCGUCCAGGAGAAUAUCGGCCUUCACUGCGUUGAGUCACCCCUACUUUCAAAGCGUGGACAGCCACAGCAGAAGUGUGUACGCAGCCCAGCCCAUCCCCAGCAACAAGUCCACGAUGGAGGAGAGGAGUGCCUGAAAGUCCUCUUUUCCCCCCCCCCUUUAACCGCCCUCCACGUUCUCGUGGCUAUAAGUAGUAUUUACUGUACCCUUCCUAAAAAGUUUGUCAUGUUUUAUUUCAGCGUGAAAUCAAAAUACAUUAGUAAAGGUUUUUUUGGCACUGAUUACCAGAAAAAGGUUUCCCUUUCAACAAAUCCACUCAAAUCAAGUAAAAACAAAACAGCUGGUUACAGGAGAGUUCACAAUCUCAAAAAAAUAGUCCAGAAAAGGCAUCAGUGUUUGAGUACUGCAGCUUUUCUCCAUUAUGAUGACGCCAUUCUGUAAUGAGGUUUACAUUGUGAAUUUCAAAGUCUAUCCUUUGCUUUAUUGAUCUCCCCACUCAAGUCCUCAGUGGCCUCCUGCAAAGACGCGUCACCACCAACAUAUAGCACUUAGUUAUUGGUCAGAAAGCUUUAAUUAAGGGGCGUUUGCUGAGCUGUGUUUUAAUGUUUGUCCUACGUGCCAAAUACAAGCUGACAAGUAAUGAGAUUUUCCAGCUGUUGGGCCCUGCAGGCAUGAUGUUAACUAAAGAACAGCACAUCUGGGUUUCCAUCAGCAGCGCUCAGCCACAUUAGUUCAAUUCAGUUUUAUUUAUUUCAGAAAGAUAAAGGCCAAAUCACAACAGCAGUCACCUGGAGAUGCUUUAUUUUGAAAGGUAGAGACCCUACCUGAUAAGCGAUGAGUUGUAUCAGCUGAUGCGACGUGUGACACAGUUUAGAGCGGUAAUAUUGUCACUCCUUUAUAGGUAACUUCGUUAAACGUUUUCUUUAUGAAUGUUUUCUGAUAAUCAGUGUCAAAAAAAGCAUCAUUAAUGUUGGUUUUACGUUGCAUAUAAAACGAAGCCUAAAACAGACUAAAGUGGGCAAAUACUUUCCCCCCUGGGGCGUAUAAAACGCUCUGGGGGGCGGGUGAAGAUGGGAUGGCACCAAACGCCCCCCAGAACCCUGCGCACACAAGCUGUCAUCCUUCCACGAACUGAUGGAUUGUAAAUGCUGCUUUCAGGAUGUGAAAUGUUGUGUAACAAUGCAAAGUGACCCGAUCCUUUUAUUGACUUGGAGUUGGGACUGUAGAGUCCGAAGAGCGGAAGCCUCCUUAUGCCCAGUGUUUAUACUUAACAAUGGAAAAAAAAAGACUCUGGACUGCAGGAGAGAGAGAGAGACCAGACCAGAGCCUGGAUGGAUCUCACCUGCCUCUUUAUUUUUGUUGUUGUGUUGUCUUGUUUGUUGUUUUGUUUUUAUAAAUAGCUUGCUUACUGCUGGUGUGUGCAGUGAGAAGACGAACGUUUCACACGCACAUUUAUUGUCCCCAGUGCCGCUGACAUAAGCACGCUCACGUACCCAUGUACUCACUCGGACGUUGUUAGGCAUCACAAACCAGCCACCCACUGCCAUGUCCAUUAUCAUUCCAGUUUGACCUAGAAUAAUGGUGCCACCUUGUGGAAGUCUAGAGUAACUGCAGACCAGUAGCGGGAUUCUAAUGGUUUCUGCACACAUCGAGGAACUCGUAACGGGGCUGAUAUCGGUGCUGAGACAACUUGGAGAUGUUCCUACAACUUACAUAGACUUUGACUUUUUAAUGACUUUUAGCUGUACCAACGUGAGCGCUUUGUUUUAUCAUUAUUGUGAAAUCAAAUUAUUUCUUUCCAAAUCAUACAGUAAUGCACAGACAGACCUGCACAAAGUGUCAAAGACAGACCCACAAGCACUAUUCAUUCAACAUGGUAGAAUUUUGGCACGCUUUUGUGUCACUAAUAUUCUGUAUUUAAUUUUAAUUUUAUUGACGAGUCUUAUAUACUUGUAACUUGAUUUUUGUUUUGUUUUUUUAAUGCUGGGGUAUACAGUGUUCUUACACCAGUGACGCCAACUCAUUAAAGGAUUGUAGAGUCCGUGUAAGAAUAGUUUGACGUUGUAAGGAAUGUAUAAAGGAAAAGCAUUGGUACUGUACAGUAAAUUGUGCUAGUUCUAAAGUACAAGCUGUAACAAUAGAAACCUUUUGAUACGUGCGUUUGUCAGCACAUAGGCAUGUCGUUAAAACGGAUAGACGUAGAGUAGCGAGGGUCUGCAGAAUGUUGCAUGGCGAGAGUUGUUUCUUUGUUUUCUGUUUUAUUUGCGUGUGGUGGGUUGUUCCGACGGAUUUCUUUUAUCAUGUGUUGAGAACUACUACGGAUUUUCCAGUAGUUUUGAUGACGAUGUGAUGCACAAUAUUUUGUGUACAGUUUCUGCUUUAUUUUACCUUGGCGUGCCGUUCUAUCCAAGUUAAGUUUUGAACCGCAAGGUAAAAGCAAGUUUUUCCAGAGUUGUAUUUUUGUAUUUAGUAGUUCUUGCAGAACAGUAACAUUGUAACACUGGUUUUUGUUUUGGGGUUUCGUAGCAGGUAGUGCUUUUAGCACACAGACACAGACACACACAGACUCAAUCUCUGACUUUCUCAGGUUCUCUCCACGGACGUCCGAAACCUUUCGGGCACAGUUUGCACAUCUCUGGGUUACUGAAUGACUACGAUACAACUUCUUCAGGUUUUCUUUCAAGCUGUCUAAGGAUCGUGUCAUUGAUCACAAUCUACUGUCUUUACUAUUUAUCGAAUAUAUGUUACUGUAGUCCUUACUGUCUGAAGAUAACUGCCUGUAUAAACUGUUCUUGCCACAACCUAAUGACCAGGUGGCAAACAUGACAGAAAUACAUGUCUGCUUAACACUGUGUGAUUUUAAUUUUUUCUUCUUUUUUGUUUUUCUAUUUGAUAACGACUCAUUUCUGGUGUAAGUGGCAUCUACAAUGCAAUCAAAGCUACAAAUGCGUUAGACACGGAGGUUUACAUUUAAAAUAUUGACUGCUUUAAUCUCAUUACAGUUAAUACAGUCACUGUGUGCUUUCUUAUGAUUUAACCAAUCUGUAAUGCUCUUCAGUCUCAUAACAACUGAAAUCCGCUGCUGAACUCUAAGCAGUGUCACUAUUUUUGAACGUCGCUUCAUCCAUCACUCAUAUUGGCAUUAUACUUAUGUAUGAAUGCAUCGGUGUCUUAUUAUUAUGUUGCACCAGCUGAAUAAAAAGCAGCUUUUUAUUAA
This is a messenger RNA of Oreochromis niloticus (Nile tilapia), 5124 nucleotides long. It is a transcript of the gene cdk6, whose product is annotated as cyclin dependent kinase 6. Lineage: Eukaryota; Metazoa; Chordata; Actinopteri; Cichliformes; Cichlidae. The transcript is spliced from 8 exons. Gene Ontology annotation, biological process: regulation of gene expression; protein phosphorylation; regulation of cell population proliferation. Gene Ontology annotation, molecular function: ATP binding; cyclin binding; cyclin-dependent protein serine/threonine kinase activity. Gene Ontology annotation, cellular component: cytoplasm; nucleus; cyclin-dependent protein kinase holoenzyme complex. The coding region runs from base 1066 to 2043 and encodes 325 amino acids. The record is from RefSeq and is a predicted model, not a curated record.